AUGUGGGAAGACGCAUCUGAUACUAUCUCUGAAGAUACAUUCAUGCUAUGGAUUUUGUGCAAAUUAUACUCUCCGGACUCAAUUUUAACAUCCCUGUCUCUUGUCUUAGGUGUUGAUCCAACUUUAAUCAACAAGAUUCAAGAUCCAUUUUUUCUCGACCAACUCAAACGUACAAGGACAUCUCGAGCACGGUUAGGUUGUUUUGACUGUGGUCGGGUGCAUGGGUUCGGGAAUCUGAUGGGGCCUACAACAGUGGCUGCAAAGAUGUCUCUCAUACCUUUGCUAAUAGAUUCUGGGUUGUACUUGGAUCAACUGGGCAUGGCAACAACAACAUUCAAUCACAAGGUUUUUUGCACACAAGCUUUAAUUGGUUUCAGUACAUCACUCAUUCAUAAUCCUGAUUAUUACGGGCAAAGUCGCAGGCCCGACCUGCUUGACCCGUCGUCGGUCACGGCCGGCCAGGGCGGGUCCAUGGGUCAGAAAGAUGGUGGUUAA
Molecule: messenger RNA, 495 nt
Organism: Striga asiatica
Lineage: Eukaryota; Viridiplantae; Streptophyta; Magnoliopsida; Lamiales; Orobanchaceae
Source: the annotation of a GenBank genome assembly